This is a messenger RNA of Macrosiphum euphorbiae (potato aphid), 534 nucleotides long. NCBI's taxonomy places the organism in Eukaryota, Metazoa, Arthropoda, Insecta, Hemiptera, Aphididae. The record is from the annotation of a GenBank genome assembly.
AUGAGAAAGCUGUCCAAAUGGUCGACGCAAAUCAGACAGUUCAUAAUGGACAUGGUUGUGUCGAAGAGGAGCAGUUACGCAAAGGCUGUGGCCGCGGCGUUAGACGGUGAUCGAAGUCGUGACAAAAAUGAGUACGCUGCCGAUAACGACGAUGACGACGACGAGCAGGAACCAACAGACUUCACAGAUGCCUUGCUUAUGAGCCUGCGCGAGGAGCCUGGGCUCAAAAUGAACCACGUGCUGUUCGAAUUGGAAGAUUUUAUCGGCGGUCAUUCGGCCGUUGGCAACAUGGUCAUGCUCGCACUGUCUAUGGUGGCUUCCAGACCCCAAGUGGCCCAAGCAAUCCGGGAUGAAGCCAAACAAGUCACCGGCGGCCAACGUUUGGUCUGUCUCUACGACAAGCCGGACAUGCCGUACACCGAAGCAACUCUGCGCUUCAUUUCGUCACCCAUCGUCCCCCACGUGGCGACCGAGGAUACUACCAUCAAAGGUGAAGUAAACGAUAUGGUAUCGAACGGUUUGAACAAUAGUUAA